AUGAGGUUCACCAUCUUCACCACUGGCCUCGUCCUCGACUCCGACCUCGUGGCCUUUGCCCGCCUCCGCGGCUUCGUUGAGAAGUUCAUCGUCGACGGCGACGACUUCUCCCUGGCUGCCCUCAACUUCCUCACCGCCGAGGCCCUCAAGGACGUUGAGUCCGGCAACGAUGCCGCCGACGCCGGUGCCCUCGACAAGCGCGCUUUCGCUCCCAUCGGCCAGCAGUUCCAGCAGUUCAACAGGGGCAUCGGAUUUCACCUAGCCAAAGAGAAUGCUAGUCCCAUCCCCGUUGUUUCCAUCGAUGGCCGCUCAGGGAGCCUACCAGCCCCGGGUACGGCCUCAUCACCAGGUCCUGUAGGAGACCAGCGAGACGAGGAAAUCAAGAGAGCUUUCGAUGUCUACGCCACUCCCUUUGUGCCCGAGUCUCUCAAGGUGAUCAACCGUUACCCGGGCAUUGAAAUCUCCACGCUAGCCCGAAGGUCACUUGACUGGACCCAGUGCUCUUCUAUUUCCUUUGCUUCCGGUCUGCACCUAGCCCUCACCCACUCUCCCCUCCCCGCGACGCCGGACCUGCAACGCUUUCAAAUUCCCCCAGCCGACCUUGAUCUGGAGGGCUACGAGCACUUCUUUGGCUACCACUUGGCCGAAGAACUGGGAUCCCAGAGGAAGGCGGCUGCCGUGUAUUCUCUGUAUAGCCAAAGGACGGUGGUACGCUUUGCAGAAACCGAAGGAGCGGCCACCUGUACGCUGACGGUGCCUGGUCUGAAGGAGUAUGCGCCUUACCUUGAGGAGGAUGACGUGGUCCAGCUGCGCCAGCUUACGCACGACAAACCGCUCGUGCAUGGAAGAGCAUAUAUGAUCACAGGGUGGACAGGCGUGAUUUACCACGCUCGAGUGACGGCGGUCAGGAGAGCCGAAGAAACCGUGACACUCUUGGUUGCGGAACUUGCCCGAUCAUUUCUCGGCAACGGCAGUGCCUGGAAGUACGAGGAUAUGGGUCUCGCUCUGCACAUCUUGCAGGAUGUGCUAGCGCUGAAUACUCGAGGCGUUGAAGAUCUUUCUACGUCUGAUAUCCUCACCUACGACAGCGAAUGGCUUCGUGCCGUGCUCUUCCCCGUGGAGGCAGACGGGAAACUCCAAACCAAGCUCCACAGGGGCAAGUUUCGCCAGAAAUUCGUAGACCAGGGGCUAAACUGGGAGCAGAAGAAGGCCGUCCAGGCCAUCUGCGAGCGCAAUCACGGCGCGAUGCCGUACCUGGUAUCCGGUCCGCCGGGGACGGGGAAAACCAAAACCGUCAUCGAAACAGCCCUGCAGCUCAUAAAGCAAGGGGGCGAAGAUGCGCAUAUACUGCUUUGCGCCCCGUCCGAAACCGCGGCCGAUACCUUGGCCAUUCGACUGAGGGACUACUUUCGCCCGGGAGAGCUCUUUCGGCUGAACCGGCCUACGCGAACGUUUGCCGAGGUACCGGGCUCGAUUCUUCAUUUUUGCUAUACUUUGGAUACUGGGUUUGCCUUGCCGCCGCUCGAUGAGUUGUUGAAGUGCAGGGUGGUGGUGACAAGCUGUCAGGACGCGGCACUCCUAGUGAGGGCGAGGGUAACGAACAUGGAUAUAUACAGAAUGAAGCGAGAUUUGAGCAGCCUACUCGGCCAAGGCAACGAUGGAGGGCCAAAGCGGCUCCACUGGACUGCGCUCCUCAUAGACGAGGCUGCGCAAGCCAUGGAGCCCGAGGUCCUGAUUCCGCUCGCCGUCAUCGCGCCCCCGUUGACCGCGGCGCCUCCACCCAUCUUCGCCAUGGUGGGCGACCAGUACCAGCUCAGCCCGCGCGUGUCGCUGCCAUUUUCGCCACUCAAGCGGUCGCUCUUUGCGCGGCUCUUUGACAGGCUCGUGUACAAGAACCAUCCACUCGCUCGAGGCGCCAAGGGCGAGGCGCCGCCGGUGCUGAAGCCGUCCAUGCUCCCAAUCUCCGCGCCGCCGUUCACCAACCUUUUCCGAAACUACAGAUCUCACCCGGCCAUCUUGGCGGUGCCGUCCGCCCUCUUCUACCACGAUACUCUGGAGCCCGAGGCACCGGGACGGAGGGGGUGGUACAACAUGCGCGAGAUUGAUAUCGCGCUGAGCUAUGUUUCUUCGCUCGUCACCUCGGACUCCGUGGCCCGAAGGAAUAUCUGCGUCAUGAGUCCGUUCAAGGCGCAGGUCAUGCGGCUGCGCCGGGAGUUUCGGCGCGUGAAGGAGGGGUUGCGGGACGGAGAGGUUCUUGAAAAGGACCAGGAGGUGGGAUGGGGUAUCAUUGGGGAGGCGCAGGCCAACGCGAUGAAUGUGGCGCUUACGAGGGCAAAGUACGGCCUCAUCGUGAUUGGGAAAGGGGAGAUCCUGGCGACGGACCCGAACUGGCAAGGGUUCUUAAACUUUUGUGACCGGAAUGGGCUCGUCGCCGGCGCGGGGAAGCAGACGAUAGCGGUAGCGCAGCUGGGCCGCAACCCGCAGUGCAAGAGCUAG
Messenger RNA from Parascedosporium putredinis, 2496 nucleotides. Lineage: Eukaryota; Fungi; Ascomycota; Sordariomycetes; Microascales; Microascaceae. The record is from the annotation of a GenBank genome assembly.